GUCUUUUUGACAUUUGACAAAUGACAUACCUUUUUGUUAUUUUUUAAAAUUAUUUAAAAUAUAAAUUGUAAAAUACAUAGAAAUUAAUCUUUAUACGUGUUAAAUAAUCACCUUUAAAGAAACUAAAAUCAGUGAGGUUAUUUAUAAAAUUAUAAAUAGAACAUAGACGUUCAUGUGUAGAUCUUAACCAAAUUUUGAAUUUUGAUCUUUGAAAAUAUCCUUUUACGUACACGACCUCAUUUUCCAAAAAUAAGCAAUACAUAAAAUAAAAAUGCAAAACCCAAACGAAGAUACGGAAUGGAACGACAUUCUGAGAGCCAAAGGUAUUAUACCACAAAAGGAAAAAGAAAUAACAGAAGAUCAAAUUGUGUCUAUACUAGAAGAUACAAUAAAAUCAAAAACUAAAGAAGGAAAGAAUUUAGAAGAUUUAGACCUUGAUGAAUUGGACGAGUUAGAGGAUUCUGAAGAUGAAGCUGUUUUGUUAGAAUAUCGAAACAAAAGGAUAGCUGAAAUAAGAGCUCUUUCUGAAAAGGCUAAAUUUGGUUUUGUGGGUGAAAUAUCCGCACAAGAUUAUAUUAAUGAAGUAAACAAAGCUGGUGAAGGUAUAUGGGUUGUUUUACAUCUAUAUAAACAGGGAAUACCACUGUGUGCUUUAAUUAAUCAACAUAUGAGUUAUCUAGCAACUAGAUAUCCUGCAGUGAAAUUUUUGAAAUCCAUUUCUACAACGUGCAUACCAAAUUACCCUGAUCGUAACUUACCAACGAUUUUUGUUUAUUUUGAGGGUGAUUUGAAGAAACAAAUUGUUGGUCCUGUCGAAUGUAGAGGUCCAAGUCUUACUCUAGAAGAGUUUGAAUAUUUAUUGGGCAAAACUGGUGCUAUUGAUACAGAUAUUAAAGAAGACCCGAGACCAAAAAUAAAGGAUAAACUAAUGCAAGAUUUAGCAGACUCGAAUGAUUGGUCUUUGUAACCUUUAAUAUUUUUUGUUUAUAUUUAAUUUAUUUUAUAUAGAGCUUUAUGUAAUUAAGAACAACAUAUGUAUGAAUAAACGUUUUUAUGCUUG
Sitophilus oryzae (rice weevil) is the source of this 1060-nucleotide messenger RNA. It is a transcript of the gene viaf, whose product is annotated as viral IAP-associated factor homolog. The record is from RefSeq and is a predicted model, not a curated record. Gene Ontology annotation, biological process: protein folding. Gene Ontology annotation, cellular component: cytoplasm. Lineage: Eukaryota; Metazoa; Arthropoda; Insecta; Coleoptera; Curculionidae. Bases 272 to 967 code for a protein of 231 amino acids. The transcript is spliced from 5 exons.